This is a messenger RNA of Anthostomella pinea, 477 nucleotides long. The record is from the annotation of a GenBank genome assembly. NCBI's taxonomy places the organism in Eukaryota, Fungi, Ascomycota, Sordariomycetes, Xylariales, Xylariaceae.
AUGUCUCUUGCCAAUGCAGAGUUAGGUAGUGUACUGGACGGCGGCAUUCGCUGGUACUCCCGCAACACGACACAAACCAUGUGCCGUAACAACACGGACCAAGGCGGCCUCCCGAUAUGGCAUCUUGCCCUGGCCGCCGACUGCAAGGCUCUCCGCGACGAGUACUACACCACGAACGGCUACUUCCAGAUCACCGACUGGGACGACCUGGACUGGUUCAGUCUGCGAGAGAACGGCACUUGCAGCUUCUCGGUCAAGCGAGCGGAUGACCAGACGGGCCCAGAUGUCUGGAUCGGAAACGAAGACAUCGCGACGUACAUCAACGAGGCGCUCGAUAAGGCUGUUGGUGGUGCUGUGGCUCAGGGAGGCGGCUUUCGAUGCAGGAGCGUGACCGAGCCGGUGUACGAGAUGCUUAAAUGGAGGGUCUGGAGAAUCUUCCCGGCAGCUGCGGAGGGUGUAGGACCGGGCGAGCUCUAG